UCCCGGAAGUACACAAAAACAAUCCAGGUGAAAGGUUUGUUAACGCUGAAAGUUUAACCGUGGAACGCUUCAUAUGCUUUAACUGAGUUUAUCAGUCAAGAGAAUGUCUUUCUCGGCCUCUUUCGAACCGCAUGUCGCAGCCAUAAUGGAAGCACUGGCCAAAGCAGCGGUGGCCGAAAUAAGUAAGCUGGUGAGUGACGGGACCACCGUCCUGCGGAUGGAGAUCAGCCGAAGGGACAGCGAGAUCCAGGAGCUGAAGGCGAGUUUGAAGGCGCUGGAAGAUGAACUGUGCAAAGCCCAAGAGGCAGGUGCCAGCCGUGAAACACGGGGAAUUCUGGUGCAGACAGCUGAGAAUCACAACUAUAUGAAAGAUGAAGCAGACGACCAGGAAACAUUUGCCGAUUAUCUCCAGCCAAACAAUGAAGACUUUCAGUCUCAGGGUGAAACAGUGCAGAACUGUGACAUGAAGCCAGUGGUGAAAUGUGAACCAGCAGACGAACAUGAAACAACAGCUGGUAAUGCGACGAGCGCAUGGGCCUUCUUUUCUAUGGAGGCAGUGAAGCCUGAUGACUCACUCUGGCGUCCUCCUGGAAGUAGCUUGUUUGAGAAAAACUCUGUUGAGAAGGAGUAUGAAAUGCCACAUCACAGCCAGACUUUCCCCUCUUACCACGACCAUCAUCCUCACAGAAACACAGAAAGGUCCGUCAACUCUCAACCAAUCACAGCAGAGGAAAUUACAAAUAAUUCUGUGCUUGUACCAGUGGAAGUACAGCCUGAGACGUUGUCUGUGUGCUCAGGAAGGACCGCCGCAGUGUCAGUUCAAAUUGAAUGGGUUGGAGAUGCUUCACAGCCGGCGGUCGCUAGUGAUCAGGCCUUGGAGUCUCCUUCACAACCAAAUGCAGAAGAGCUCGUCGUCAGUUGGAACAACAGGAGAGCAAAGACGCCGCAGAGAAUCAAUCAGAGAGACUUUACCUGCUCAGUCUGUGACAAGCGCUUCCUUCGCGCAUUUGACCUGAAUUCUCACAAGGUCACACACCAAUCUGUCAAACCCUUCACGUGCAAAUGUGGAAAGUCUUUCAAACAUAAAAACCGCUUCGAUUCGCACCAAAGAGUGCACACAGGAGAGAAGCCUUUCAGCUGUAAAAUCUGUUCCAUGCAGUUUUCUAGGCAAGACACCUGCCUGAGACACCAGCGGUCCCACAGUGGCCUUAAGCCGCACAGCUGUGGUGUGUGCGGGAAAAGCUUCACUCUUCAGUUUCAGCUCAGAAGACACCAGAAGCUUCACCUUCGAAGAUAGCACCAUUCAACAUGAUAUUAACUAUUUCUGUUCACAUACAGUACAUCUUUGAGCCAUUGUCUCAGAUCUACAUCAGAUGCAGUGACCAUAUUGUGUCGUCAGCAUUGAUGCCAACUUAACAUUUUUGUUGCUAGAAUUGGAAACUUUUCAGACUAUCCUAGCAACUUUUUCGUUUUUUUUUUUUCC
Molecule: messenger RNA, 1483 nt
Organism: Sphaeramia orbicularis (orbiculate cardinalfish)
Lineage: Eukaryota; Metazoa; Chordata; Actinopteri; Kurtiformes; Apogonidae
Product: zinc finger protein 16-like
Exons: 2
Coding region: 104-1297 (397 amino acids)
Biological process (GO): regulation of gene expression
Cellular component (GO): nucleus
Source: RefSeq, a predicted model, not a curated record